Molecule: messenger RNA, 519 nt
Organism: Trichomonas vaginalis G3
Lineage: Eukaryota; Parabasalia; Trichomonadida; Trichomonadidae
Product: ribonuclease inhibitor domain-containing protein
Exons: 1
Coding region: 1-519 (172 amino acids)
Source: RefSeq, a predicted model, not a curated record
AUGAUACGAAUAUUUUAUGGGUGUCUUUCAUUAAAAUCUAUUGUUAUUCCAAAUUCAGUAGAAACUGUUUCUUCUUCAGCUUUUGAAGAAUGCACUAGUUUAAAUGAUAUAAAUCUUCCUAAAAGUAUUACAAAAAUUGAUGACGCAGCAUUUGCAAAUUGUAAAUCAUUGACGCAAAUUACAUUACCAGAAAAAUUAGAAAAACUUUCAAAUACUGCUUUUCAAGGUUGCGACAAUCUUAAAACUUUGGUAUUUUUAAGCAUGCCAACAAAUUUAGAUAGGAGUUUCUUCACUUCAUUGAAAUCAUUAGAGUAUAUUACUCUUCAAAGUGAAAUUGAAAUCAUUUGGAAACAAAUGUUUUUCAAUAUUACAAAUUUACGAGAGUUGAAAAUUCCAAACAAAGUUACUAAAAUAGAAGGAUCAGCAUUCGAAAAAUGUACUAAUCUUGUCAAUGUAGAAUUUUCUGAAAAUGUUUCACAAAUCGAUCAAAAAGCUUUUUAUCAAUGCAACCAAACUUAA